Molecule: messenger RNA, 381 nt
Organism: Echinococcus granulosus
Lineage: Eukaryota; Metazoa; Platyhelminthes; Cestoda; Cyclophyllidea; Taeniidae
Exons: 4
Coding region: 1-381 (126 amino acids)
Source: RefSeq, a predicted model, not a curated record
AUGCCUUACGAACAGAUUCGACUUCGGGUUUGGAAAAAACCCUUCGUAAUCAAAGAUAUUCUUGUACCUUACACGUUGAUCUUAAUAAGAAACAAACAGGAGAAAUCAGAAGCUUUACCAAUUCCUGUUCAUGAUGUGGAAGCAAAAGAGAUUAUGAAUGACAGAAAAAUUCUACAUUUCGCCUUCAUUUUCCUUAUACUUACUUUUGGGUUUGUUUCUAAAGUCUCUUUAUCAUGUAGUACCUUAUUUUACAAGUUGUUUCUAAAAUGUCUUCGCCUUUUUCUUUUUUGCUGUACCUAUGGUGGAAUUACUUCAAAACCAUUGCACGAUAUCAAUACUUUUAAAGCUGCCCUACCAGAGAGUAUUUUAUUCCAACACUGA